GUCACAACAGGAGUAUAAGCUCGUUUUCUGCUGUUGAAAAACUUCCAAAGUCUCAAAAAAAUCAAAUGAGACCAUGGAUAGUGAUAAAAAAAUAACAAAGGAAGACACAUGGAAACCAGCUGACCUGAGAAGACAUCUUAGGGAGGAAGGACAUGGUGAUGACUAUGCCAGGAGGCGAGAUGAGACUGGGAGAAAGCACCGGGGUGGAGAAUCCACAGAGAGACACCGUAGGGACCCGGAGAGGGAGUCCAGAAGGGAGAGGGACGAGCAUGGGGAAAGGGAGAGUACAAGAGAUAGACGAGGUGAAGAGGAAAAAGACAGAUAUGUAGACCGCAGGAAAGAGGGCUCACGUGACAGGAGAGGUGAUAAGGAAAGGGAUAGAAGAGAGGAUAGAGAAAAAAGAAGGGAAAGAGAGAGAUUGGAAGAUGCAGACAAGUACCGUAAUGACUCCAGAGAGAACAGAGACAGGCGGCGGGAUAAAGAGGAAAAGCUUGAGAGGGAAAGAGAUAAGGAAAGGGACAGGGAUAAAGAGAAGAAUAGGGAUAGGAAUGGACAGAGACACAGCGAGGAGUACAGGAAUAAAAGGAGAGAAAAUGGAGACAAGGAAAGAAGGAGAGAAGAACGGGACAGAGAACACAGGACUGAGAGGGAGAGAAGGAGACAUGAAGAGAGUGGAGAAGGUGAAAGACAUCGGGUAGAAAAGCACGACAGAGAGCACAGAGAUCAACAUCGGGAAAGAGACAGAUAUAAAGAUGAAUAUGAAGUGACGAGGAAUGACAAAGAAAGACGAGAGAGACAUGAAGAAAGAAAGCAUUCAGAGCUGAAGGAGGAAAGAGCAUCCAAAGAAGAGCAUAGAAAACAUAAAGAGGAUAGAGAAAGGAGACACAGAGAGAGAGGAUAUCAUGAUGAAAAACGGAAGCAUGACAGUGACUCCAGGGGGCAUCAAGCCUUGAAGGGGUUAGAUGAAGAGGUCAGGCAUCGAGAGAGAAGGCACAGACAGGAUGAAGACCCAGAGAGAAAGCACAGAGACAGGACCAGCUCCAACAAAUCAUCCUCUGACAAAAGUCAUGAAACAAAGACGAUGAAAACACAUGAGGUAGACAUGCUAUCUGAGCACUGGACAGCUAGUGCGAUAGAUGUAGGAGACACAGAAGAGCCCGUUGUCAAUGAUGAAAAUUUGGCAGACCAGGAAUAUGAAGAUGACUUUGAGGAUUAUGAGGACGAUUUUGAGGAGAUGGAUGAGAGUACAAAUGAAGGUGAGGAGCAGGAGGAGCCAGAUCAUCCAGGGGUGGGAGAAGAGAUUGAGGAACUUACACCGCAAAGGAAAGAGGAGAUCAAAGCAAUUCGGAGAGCCAUGGAUGAAGAGAAUGAACGAAUUGGAACAGCUCAGUCCAGAGAAAGUAUGAGCAGAGAGGAGGAAGACAGGGCAAAAUGGUCCAGAGGCGCUGAAAAGAACCAGAGAAGAAGUUCCCCGCGUGGGAAGUUUAUUGACUUUGUGGCAGCAAAACAGCGUGAAGUCAGCAAGAAAGUUGCCUCAAAACAAAAGAAACGCAGCAUAGAGCUACUCCGCUUAAUUGAUCUGGAUUUCUCAAUGACAGUCUCCCUUUUGGAUCUCCCACCUGUUAAUGAAUAUGACAUGUAUAUUAGAAACUUUGGCACUGCAAACACCAAACAGGCUUAUGUUCAGUGUAAUGAAGAUAAUACAGACCGAGACAUCCAGACAGAGGAGAUAGAAGUGUGUGAGAAGUGGACGCAGCAUCCUCCUGAGCACAAUGGAGCCUGUGGCGGUAAGAAAACACCAAGUGCAUUCUGUGACCAAUAGUGUCUGUAUGCAGAUUUCAACAAUGACGUAUCCCAUGAUUUUACAGAUCCAAACCUGUCUUAUGAAGCACGGGACAAAACCGUCAGUGAAAUGAAUUUUGAUUCACAGCGCCUGAUCGCAUUUCUUCACUCAGCCUCACAGGUCAUGGUUGUACUUUUGGAAGAGGAUGAAGCUGAGAGGAAAUCCCUGAGGAAGCCGAGGACUCAAACGGACACACUGUCUUUCAGUGAUGGAAGCCUACAGCUGAACACUAAGUUGCCUUUUCUUUAUGGUCGCCAAAUCAGCCUGGUGCACUUCUCUCAGGUCCAGGGACACACCAUGAUGUCAGUCCACAAGCCUACAAUUAAACCCAGCGCUGUUCGUCUCGACAGUUGUACCCUCAUCUGCAUCUGGAACAUUUGGGAGCCGUCCAGACCUCAGAAGAUCCUUGUUUAUGAAUCUGAGGUGCAGUGUUGCUGUUUCAGCCCUGGAAAGGCCAUAUUGGUGUUUGCAGGCACUUCAGUUGGCUCUGUGGUGCUGUGGGACCUGAGGGAGCAUGCUCGUAAUCACUACCGCCUGAAGAUAGGGGAUGAGGAGUGGACCUUCAGACAGCCUACAUUCUCCACUGAUGCAGUGAUGGCCGGCUCUGGCCAUUUCUCAUCUGUGACGUCUGUCGAAGUUGUACCCUCCGCAAUAGCAGGAAGGCUGAGGCCAGAGGUCCUACUUCUGGCAUCUGAGGAAGAGUCCUCAGGAUUGUCAUUUCAGCUGGCUUCUCUGGAUGAAAGCGGGGUUUUAAAUUUCUGGGUGGUGGUGGAGCUCCCAAAAACCAACGAAGCAGGUUCUCAAACAGAUCUGGGGCUCAGACCCGGUGGCAAAGUAAAGUUGCUUCACAGCUCCUCCCUCCUCACUGCUGAGAGGGUCUCCCCACGAGAUGCAGUGAAAACAGGGCCAUUACAGACACUUCAUUUAAAAUUCCUCCCAACUGACUCCAAUCAUUUCUUUAUUGGCACUAAUAUGGGUGUGGUCAAUCAUGGAACCAGUCACGGUUUGAAGGCUCCUCCGAAGUUCUACAGCUUUCAGGAGGUUGGAGCCCGACCUGCUGAUGUCAGCUCAAUUCAUUUCUCUCCCUUCAGCCAAAACUUUUUCUUGGUGGGUUGUGGAGAUGGCAGCAUCAGGCUACAUGCGGUCAGCCGCGAGCAGCCUGUGGCCGAGUGGAAGAACGGCACCGCUGGUGAACCGGUGGUCUCACUGCAGUGGGCCCAAACCAGGCCGACAGUCUUCUGUGUGCUGGAUGCGACUUCUAACCUCUACAUAUGGGACCUGCUGAAAAAUGACACCGAGCCUGUGGUCACUGAAAGGAUGAUAACCGACAGGUGA
Messenger RNA from Scomber japonicus (chub mackerel), 3178 nucleotides. It is a transcript of the gene dync2i1, whose product is annotated as dynein 2 intermediate chain 1. Gene Ontology annotation, biological process: intraciliary transport. The record is from RefSeq and is a predicted model, not a curated record. The transcript is spliced from 21 exons. NCBI's taxonomy places the organism in Eukaryota, Metazoa, Chordata, Actinopteri, Scombriformes, Scombridae. Gene Ontology annotation, cellular component: cytoplasmic dynein complex. Gene Ontology annotation, molecular function: dynein light chain binding; dynein heavy chain binding.